UGUGGGACUGCGUGUGGAGUUGCGGCCACCUGUGCUGAGCGGUUUCGUCGCUGCAGAAAUGUUGCGCUAAGCGCGAGUGGUGUGUGCACGCUGCUGGCGCCCUCGGAAGCAGUCCGGAUUUCUACUCCUCUGACAGCGUCACACAAUCUCCGUAAAGAUGCAGAAGCCGCACGGCCUGGUGGCGGACCUGUGGCCGCUGAUCCGCAUGGUCCAGUACUCGGGCCACUGGAUGCUCGAGUACAGCGGCGGCCUCACGGCCCUGCGCGCCAUCUACAGCUCGGUCGUGUCCGUCCUGGUCGUGACGCAGUUCGCCCUCAUGGCGGUCAACCUCAUCCAGCGGUCCGGCGACGUCAACGAGCUGGCGGCCAACACCAUCACGGUGCUCUUCUUCCUGCACCCCAUCACCAAGUUCGCCUACUUCGCGGUGCGCUCCAAGGCCUUCUACCGCACGCUCGCCACAUGGAACCAGUCCAACAACCACCCGCUGUUCGCAGAAUCGCAGGCGCGCUUCCACCAGCUGUCGGUGGUGCGCAUGCGCCGGCUCGUGAUGUACGUGGUCUCCGUGACGGCGCUCAGCGUCGUGUCCUGGACCUCCAUCACCUUCAUGGGCGACUCGACGCGGGAGGUGCCCGACCCCGACAACGCCAACGAGACCAUCACCGAGGAGGUCCCCAGGCUCAUGAUCAGCACCUGGUACCCGUUCGACGCCUCUUCUGGCAUGGGCUACAUGCUCGCCUUCAUAUACCAGCUGUACUGGCUGACGGCGACGCUGAUGCACUCCAACCUGAUGGACGUGAUGUUCUGCUGCUGGCUCAUCUACGCAUGUGAGCAGCUGGUGCACCUCAAGGAGAUCAUGAAGCCGCUCAUGGAGCUCAGCGCCACGCUGGACACCGUGGUGCCGCACACCAGCGAGCUCUUCCGAGCCGCCUCCACACUGCCCACCAACGAGCCACUCUAUGGGAUGGGGCCAGACAUGAGCAACGGCGUGACGGACGGCAUGACGAUCCGCGGCAUCUACAGCAGCCAGCGCGACUUCUCGGGCUUCAACCGGCGCUCGGCGGCGCUGUCGACGGUGCGCGAGGCCGACUCGGGCGGCGCCGUCACCUCCGCCGGUGGCAUCGGGCCCAACGGGCUCAGCAAGCGCCAGGAGAUGCUCGUGCGCUCCGCCAUCAAGUACUGGGUAGAGCGACACAAGCACGUCGUCAGGUUCGUGGGCAACAUCGGGGACGCAUACGGCGCGGCGCUGCUGCUGCACAUGUUGACCACCACCGUGACGCUCACGCUGCUCGCCUACCAGGCCACCAAGAUCGACUCGGUGGACGUGUACGCGGCGUCUGUGCUGGGCUACCUGUUCUACACCCUGGGACAGGUCUUCCUCUUCUGCGUCUUUGGCAACAGGCUCAUUGAAGAGAGCUCCUCGGUGAUGGAGGCGGCGUACAGCUGCCACUGGUACGACGGCUCGGAGGAGGCCAAGACGUUCGUGCAGAUCGUGUGCCAGCAGUGUCAAAAGUCGCUCAUGAUCUCCGGCGCCAAGUUCUUCACCGUCUCGCUCGAUCUCUUCGCUUCGGUGCUGGGAGCCGUGGUGACGUACUUCAUGGUGCUGGUGCAGCUCAAGUAGGCGGUACCUGACCUCUGCUGUCAUCUGUGGUGCCGCCAAGCAGCUGCAGGUGCAGAUGGAGAGGGAAGUGGAGUUGGGGAUCCACGAGCUGGAGUUGGGACCAAACGCUGCGGGCCAGUUGCAGAUGCGAUGUGGUCCCGCGGCAGUUUCAAGUGUCACUCGCAGAGCACUGCAAGUGGAACAUCACUACAUGGAAAAGUUGUGUUUCACGUCGUUACAGGCUUGUAUGUACGACCAGAACUAAUCUGGGUGCUCAGAUGGUGAAAUUACUUCUGUCCCAAGACCAGCACAAAAUCUGCGUAAAUAUUAUCAAAGUUACAGCACUUAUUCGCAAAUCCUCUUCUAUUAAUGCCCAUCCUGUAUUUAUCUCAGCGGAGAAAUAAGCAAGGUAGUGACUGUGUAGCACGGAGGCCAUUUCUGAGGAAAAGUGCGCCUAUGCAAAAUGUAAUAUAUCUACCCAUAUUUAAAAGUAGAAACGAUUUAAAUGGUAUACGAAACAUCGAUUAAGCAGCGAAGAUUUAUCAAGUGCGUUCAAAGGCUGGAAUUCACAGUAGUUAACGAUUUUCCAAUCUCAUUUCAUAUUUAUAACAAACACUGGCUGUUUAAGCUAUUACACAUGUCUAAGCAUAUAAUUGGGCUAGCUUUGAGGUAUUGUCCGACUCUGAUAGAAAAGAAUUAAUAAUUUUGAGACCAGAGGAAGGAAAACUUCAUUACGUCGGCAGAAAUGUCUAGUGGCCAACGUGAUUUUGUUGUAGGAAUACCGUAGUAGCUGGAGAUAGGAGCUAGCUCACGCAAUUCACUCCAGGUCUUUACAAUCGGUGUUAUGACAACAAUUUCUCGCCCUAACAUUAGUUAUUGAAUCACCUCAUUGGUAUGUGUGAUGUGUGAAUUUGUACAGCGUUCCCAUUUCGGCGCGCUCUCUUACACGACGAUAUCUUCUCAGUUCAUCCUCCGCAGCUUGAACCCUAAUCGUGCCUUUAUCGUUUCGACUGGCCUUGCCGCGCCUCUUCAAGAGAAUGAGGAUAAUGUUUCACACAUCUUGAAGGAGUAAAAGGUGUCACUUAAAGCGUGUUUGUGAAAACCACCUGAUCCACUCAGGCCAAACACAAGCACACAAUGGAACAUGGAGUUCUCCACGCAUUUAUACAUUUAUACAUAUUAACAGCAACUACUUAAAAAUUAUGCUAGGGUAACUGGCCCAGAAGUUUUGCGGCUAGAUAUCAGUCAGAGAGCCAGCUCCUCAGUAGCUCUGGUUGCAUAGCUAUCUUCGUGUUAGCUCUAGCUCCGUGAGUCUACGUAAUAAAUUUCAGCAUUCGCCUAUAUGAUUUUUGACAUAACAGUAAACGAAUGUUUUUCAGUAGUCGACAUAACACAACAAUAUUAAAUAGGAAACACUUUCCAGAUUUUCUGCAAAUAUGAUUAAGAUUAUAUUUCUGCUUCUUAGGCCGUUGUCGGACAGCAACUGAAAAUUGCAACCACAGAUAAAGUGACGCUCGAUAUUACAAAGAUAUUGCUAAUUUAGAUACAUAAAUCUGCCGUUUGUAGUACAGUUGACACCGUACUAAGUUGUCAGCUGUAGUGUAGGCGAUAGACAGCUACACUAGCAGUGUGUGCUAAUAAGCAAAUGAAAUUAACCCACUGACGAUAGUGAAACUUCAACGAAUCGUGUAUGAGUAAAAAAGAAGAAAAUUGUGUUUCCUCGGGGUAGAAUCCUUUCUAAGAACUAUUUAUUGUAAUCUAACAUUUGCACAACUGAAACCCAAUUUAAGAGGAGGGGUCUUUUGGUCAUUUAAAACUAAGUUGGCUACAUGCUUCAUACUCUUAUUUCAAGUAAAUCGACUAGUGUCUCCUUUCUGCUUCUCUUAACAGUAUAUUAAACGUCACCAUCUACUUUUUAUAGCUAGUUUUCUGAAGCUCUGUAAAAGCUGUAUUUGUGUUUCACAGUCUCCACCUUCUUUCAUGUUCUGGUAACAUAAUUGCUACAUAUCUUCCUCACUGCCAUCAUAUACUUAUCUACAGAUUCUGCGGGUAAUAUUGUACACGCCAUUCCGUAACAAAGGUAUGAUUUUGUGUUUACUAGUCAAUAAUGAUUAAGUUAUGUUAUUGUACAACUUUCGUGUACAGACCGUAACUGACGAUGGCCUAAGAAGCCAAAAGUCGCAUCGUGACAAAAUAGUAUUUGCAGAACAUCAGAAAAGCGUUUCUUAUUGAUAUUAGGACUUUUGAUUUAAACUGAUAACAAAACCGUAUGUUACAAAACUGUUUCCAAUCCUCACAGGAAAUAUCAGUUCCGCAUUUUCUACCAAAAUAUUAUUACCAUUCGCACAAAAGUUUUUGGAAGCAUUUUCGAACCGUCUUCAUGUUUAGGAAACCACUAGUUCCUGGUACUGAUGUUUACAAGUUCCUGUAACAGGAAAAUGCUGAGUGCCGGCGGUCGCAGGAAAUUGUGCUUCUAUGGCAUGAUUUAUCUAGAGGAGUACUAGCAGUAUAAUACAUACUUAACAUAUUACUGACCCUUGUACCUCGUGCUUGUUUAAUGUGAAAUUUCAAGCCGUUUUUCUCUACAGCCGGACGCUCAGUUACUGAGAGUGGGCUUUAUGGAACAUGGGUCAAAACUUCAAACUUACAAAAUGCGUAUCAGAAUUCAGCUGCAGUUUCAGUCUCAUCUUAGUGGUGUAAAAGACGUAAAUUUGCUUAUUUCGCGGACACAAACCAGCGUCCUACAAGAGGAAAUAGAAAUUUAUGUUUUCCUACAAUAUAUGUGAAUAACGAGUAUUCAAUAUAGAGAACACGAGCACAAAUCUUACGUUGCGAAGAAGGUGCUAUUUUUUCUGAUUUUAGAGGUCCAUUGAUAAUUUAUUGCUACACCAAUAAUCUCUGAUAAUUUUAGGAGAGACAGAGAUGGGAACAAAAGGUCGGUGCAUUAACAAAGCCCACACACAAUUUGACUAUAAUUCUCACAACUUCAGUGGAACUUAUAUCACGUGGUAGCCUUCUAGAUGCAAACAUUCAGCUCCAACAGGUAUUUGGACAACAGCAGGCGUCAUCCAUCUUCACGGUAUUAACGCUGAAGACGAAGUAAGGCACCUUUCUCUAAUGUAUUUGGCAGUUAAGUUACUUGGAACUGAUCACAUUUCAUGUCAGAAGUACGUAAAUGUAAUUUGCGUAUUUUGAUAUUAAUUCUAAAUUAAUGACAUAGUGCUAUGGAGUUGGAAUGGUAACUUAACAUUCGAACCAAACACCAAAUUAAACAAUUGUAAGAUGAUGCAUAUAAACGUUGAAUGACUAUUCGAUCAGUACCGUGGAAUUUCACUAUUUUUCUGUAUCAUAUGGAUAUCUGAGAAGUGAUUAAUUUUGUAUUGUUGUCAGUAAACAACCCUGACUAAUGUCUCAUGCACUUUUCGAGAAGAAAUUGAGUUCUGUACAAGCGUUAUAAUUUUAGUUUCUAAAUGCAGUUGAAUAUGAAAAUGUCUGUUACGUUCUGAUAUGUCAAUUUCUGUAUCGUGCACAUAAUUUCAUAUAAAAAUAUACAAUACAGAAAUUUAUAUAGAUUCUCAUACUGUUCAAAGCAACGUCUGGCCUAUUCAAACUGUAGCAUAAUUCCUGAAAUCACACUGCAGAGGAAAGCUUCCGUUAGUUUCAAGCUAAGGAGCAGGCAUUGUGACGUGCUCAGAUGAGACAAAUGUCAGAAAAAAAUAUCCUGCAGCAUGAAUAGGUCCGGGUUCGAGUCCUAGUCCCGCUUGCUGUAGCAAUCUGUCAUGCUGGUCGGUAAAAUAAUUUUCGUUAUAUCAAAAUGUAACGUGGCCAACGUUUCCCAAACUAUGCCGAGUGACUCUCACAAUACUGACAAACAGACAACACACUGACAUACUCUUGGGAAUGGUGUAACAUUCAAGCUCAUGCAGUUCCUGUCAAAAAAGUCAACUACAAUCUGAAAUCUUAAUUUUCCUUCAGUAUCCGUCACACAUGCGACAACAGUCAUUUCAACACGGUGACUAGUUUUGAGCAAUCACGUCCAUUUUCAGUCCACGGCCUUAGACGUAAGUGUAAUAUUACAGUUCCCCUGAUGUAUGUGUGAGUAACCACAUAUGUAUUAUUCUUCACCAUUAUUCGGUUGCUCACCAUAUUUAGUUACUCACAAGUACGUUGGUGGGAACUGUGUUAUUACACUUACGUCUAAGGCCAUGGAUGAAAAUCGUUGUGAUAGUCCAGAACUAGAUACCACAAGCAAAUUAUUCUUAUUUGAACUGUGACGUAUAUUAAAGGAAAAUACAAUUUUUAUAACCUAAGAUGUUGGUCCUGUCCCACACCAAUAUGUUGGGACUUCAUAAAUCAAAAUUUAGCCUAUGAUAAAGCAAUUAACAAACCAGCUUCCUGUAAUAAGAGUGAGCAGCCUGUAUAAAUUGUUUUUUACUUUCAGUUGUAGAAGUCCACAGCCACAAGCGGAAAAUUACGUCCUAUUGAUAACCAGCAAACAAUUUCUCUCAAGAAAUCAAUAACACUCGUGAAGAGCGAAGUACAUCACGGACAGGAUGUGUAAGAAUAAACUAUUCUGGCGACUGACAACACCUUACAGUUUCGUUCCUUACUAUUUUUCAGUGAUAAAUAACAGGUAGACAAUCUAUCAGUCGCAGUUCCACCCAAUAACAACUCCGAUUUGAUGGCGAAGUUUUCAACAUGGUGGGUGGGAGUUCUAUACGUUACACGGAAAUAUUGUGCAGUCACUACACACAAGAAUUGCGCACAGACCCUACGUUUAGAGAAGUUGGCGACAUAACAGCGAUAGUGCUGUAACUUUGAAAAGAAAUUAUGUUUUUAAAUUCAUGCAGUCUUUGAGCUGUACUGGAAAACGUUAUACUCUGUGAUAGCAAAGUAGCGCUCCCGUCAAAGUAGCGCAGUUUCAAGUGACGCACAAAAAUUUCCAUUUGAAUAGACGUAGUGAGCACUGUAAAAUCUACGUGUCUUACCACAUUUCGCAAGCACAAAAGCACCAACACCGGCUCUCGAUUUAUAAACACGCCAUGUGGGAGGUGAAGAGCACGUAUUUGUGCGUAAAUAACGCUCAUUCAGAAUCACUACUUUUUUUCAAGAAGAGUACAAAUGUAAGAUGGUUAUAUUCUGUACAAUAUAUUAAAGAUCACGUUAUUUUUGUCUAUAUAUACACAAUAAUUGUCAGCUUUACCUCAUUUCGAGGUUUAAUAAUGUACAGAUAGUGUUGA
This is a messenger RNA of Schistocerca nitens (vagrant locust), 6837 nucleotides long. It is a transcript of the gene Orco, whose product is annotated as odorant receptor coreceptor. The record is from RefSeq and is a predicted model, not a curated record. The transcript is spliced from 9 exons. Bases 158 to 1618 code for a protein of 486 amino acids. Gene Ontology annotation, cellular component: plasma membrane. NCBI's taxonomy places the organism in Eukaryota, Metazoa, Arthropoda, Insecta, Orthoptera, Acrididae. Gene Ontology annotation, biological process: detection of chemical stimulus involved in sensory perception of smell; sensory perception of smell. Gene Ontology annotation, molecular function: odorant binding; olfactory receptor activity.